AUGAUGUUGGAAUCUCAAUCGCAGAGCGCGCGGAACGCGGAGAAGGCCACGGCUCAGCUGCAGCUUGGUCUUGCUCCCUUAACCUCCGCUCCGGCUGAGUCACUCAAGCUGCAUCAGGAGCAGCAGAUGCUGCAACCGCAGAAUCUCGUUCAUCCGCAGAGGCCGCACAUUCAGCAUCAGAGCCCUGCAUUUGCGCCGUCGCAUGGGACCGCUUCUCCAGUCGACGACACGUCGCCACUCGCAAUCGCGUCGCAGCUGCCGCGGAAGCGGAAGUGCCUCGAGCCCGUGAUGAUGGCGCCAGCUGCUGCUGCUCUCGAAGCGCGUCAGGGGAACCCCGCGACCUUCCCAGGUGGUGAUGAAGCUGACGACGACGAAGGUGAAGUGUUGGCUGGCGAGUUCAGCAUCGUUCAGAUGGACCCUGUGGAGCUGCUCGCGGAGCACACCCACUUCUGCGAGAUCUGCGGCAAAGGAUUCAAGCGAGAUGCCAACCUCCGCAUGCACAUGAGAGGUCACGGCGACGAGUACAAGACGCCAGAAGCCCUCGCAAACCCCGACAAAGCCACGCUCUCUCGGACAAAAACCACCGCCACCGCUGAGAGAAAGCCGCUCCGAUACAGCUGCCCGUUUGUGGGGUGCAAGCGCAAUCAGCAGCACCGGGCGUUCGUGCCGCUGAAGACGAUGCUGUGUGUGAAGAACCACUACCGCCGCACCCACUGCCCCAAGAUGCUCUCCUGCUCCAAGUGCGGUGCAAAGCGGUUCUCGGUGGUGGCGGACCUCAAGACCCACGAGAAGCACUGCGGGCGCGACCGCUGGCUGUGCUCCUGCGGCACGUCCUUCAGCCGCAAGGACAAGCUGCUCGGCCACCUCGCCCUCUUCAAGGGCCACCGCCCCGCCAACCCCUCCCUCACCGCUGCCGACGACGGCCCUGCAGGCGCCAUUGCUUUUGGUUCGGGAGUCGAAGCUCCUGCGAUUGCUGGUCAGCGCCCAGCGAAACCCACCCUCGCUGCUGUGAAUGACGGCCCUGUGCCUGCAGUAGCUCCCGUGCUUUUCGGAUCUUCCUUCCAGCAGCAUGAACAACAACUUUGGUCUCAACCUGAGGAAAAAACUGAGCAACAACCUGGGUACCAACCUGAGCAACGGCCACUGUCAGACCUUGUCACGGCAGAUCUCCUUGGCUCGGCUGAGAAGGCUGCGCGGCUGGUGCUGUGA
Molecule: messenger RNA, 1209 nt
Organism: Closterium sp. Naga37s-1
Lineage: Eukaryota; Viridiplantae; Streptophyta; Zygnematophyceae; Desmidiales; Closteriaceae
Source: the annotation of a GenBank genome assembly